AUGUCGCGUUCGCAUCGUCUGGAAAAUGGUUCACCUCAGCAUGAAAUUGCAAAGGCAUCCAAUAGCACUGGGUCUCCAACUUUAUCCUCUUGGUCAGGUGACAAUAGUGGUAAAAUUCGGCCAAUGCCACCACAACGUAAGAGCGGUAAAUUAAACUCGAAGAGGAAUACACAGCUACACGACAGUCGCAUUCAUUUGGAACCACUGCGACCGCAGUCUGGAACAUCAAGCGCUGAUAGACGCACGAACGCGCACUUUUUGGUCAGUCCAUCGUCUGGUCAAGUACACUGGGACUCGACUGUCUUGGAACCGGGCAGCACCAUCUCUGAAAACAUGGACAAAUUGCAAAAUGUGGACCGCAAGCUGCAAUUUUACAAAACACUGGCAAAUUUAAAGCUGCGAGAUGGGACCUAUUCGGAGCAGUCUCUGCAGAAAACACUCACUUCGCUGCUUUGUGCUGCAGCCACAGCUCUGGAUGCCACAGCGGUUGUCUUAUAUUCCUUGUCGAGCGAGAAAGAUCCAGUUGUGAAGGUUCAAGCUUGCUCAAUUUCAGGUCCUGACAUCGUAGGUUUUCAGACAUCAUUAGAGACGUUUGCGUUGCGUGGACUCGUCGAGCAGUUUGAAUUUAACAACAAACAGACAUCCACAUGUAGUAAUGAGCCUGUUGCCACAUAUGUUGCUUGUCUACGAAAUCUUGGGACGUAUGAAAUCACUUGCGAUGUCGAUUUGGUAUUGGGUUUGACGACGUCUAGUGUACUUGCUUGUGUAUUACCCGAUGAAGUUGGGCGUCCACGCUUUGUAAUGGAGGCGAGAAGUAUUCAAGACGGAUUGCCAUUCUCCAAAGAGUUUAUGCAUGCAGCACUGAUUGCAGUCGAAAACAUCGUGCAUCCGUUCGAAUUACGACGAGCACUUUCGCGAAAUGCUUGCACUCAUUCGGUGGUACAAGAAAUGGUAUGGUACGCAUUAGACCCUUCUGACCAUGUUUCUGCUGUGAGCCAAGACACGAGUAAUAAAGACGAAGGGCUCAUUCGAGAUAAAUUUGAGACCUCAGUGAGCCCGGAAGUGAAAUGGAUGUCUUCACUUGAUACCAAACGUUUAGCUGCGCAAAUUAUGACAGCGGCACCGAUGUUGUCGGGAUUUUAUCUUUUUGAACUGCUCAAUGAUAGCUACCAGUGCAAGCUUCUAGUUACUCACGAGAUGGGCUUAGACUUGGAUCGAAAUCAAUGCUUUUGUACAGAGAUCGAAUCUAACAAGCUUUUGUAUCAAGAACUGGUAGAAGCUGCACGCUCACAUAAAUUUUUAAAUCUCAGUGACAAUGCAAGUUUGAAUUCGGCUCUACAAAUUGAGACCAACGGCAAGCACUUGCUGACCUUCUUACCUGUGCCGACUUGUCGAAGAUCGGCAACCCUCUGCGGUAUGCUUUGUCUUGUACCUAGCUCUGUUGAGGUGCUAUGGGCAACGAAUAAAGCUGAUUUGACACUUGAAUUGCAGCUUCAACCAAUCUUGGCUGCGAUAGCAUUAACUUUGUCUAAUAAGCAGCAAUCGGAUGAUCUCAUAGCAUCGACACGACAAAAGCAACAAUUGUUAGCACUGUGUCGCUCUCAUUCGUUAUUGGAAUCAGUGCGAGACCCGUCUAGUCUCGUAUCUUUAAUCUGUGACCUCGGUAGUGUCGUUUUUCAGACAAAUCACGUGACAUUGUACGUAUCAGACACAAUCAAGCAAGAACUAUGGAGUCUUAGCUCUUGGGGGAGUGUUAAUGGAUUAAGAAUUCCGUAUGGGCGUGGAAUCGCUGGUCACGUUGCAGUAGCAAAGGAGCCCCUGAUUAUCCAGCGACCGUAUGAAGAUCCACGCUUUGAUCGGUCUGUAGACGCAAAAUUUGGCUUCAAAACUGAGUCGCUGAUCACUCAGCCCAUCUUGGAUCGGGCUGGUGAGACAAUUGGUGUGCUGCAAGCUAUAAAUUUUGGGCAAUUUUCUGGUGUGAGUCCCUUUGUCGCAUGCUACGAUGAUGAAGUGAUGGCUAAUUACCUGCAAACAGUGGCCCACGCACUACACAUGAACUCUUCAUUGAUCAUUUUUGCUAAGGUAAAGGCUGACCAGUGGGCAAAGCGUACUCUUCAAGAGUCAGUAUAUGAUGAUGUUGCGGCAAAGGAUGAAAGCAAUCAUAAUAGUUACCACCUUGAGACUGAGAGUGAAACUGGUUUAGAUGCCAAACACGAAGUGGCAAGUGUACACUCACUACUGGGUAUGAGUGGCUUCGAUGAGGGCAAGUGCAUCAUUUAUCGGGACAAAUGGAGCACUUUUGCGUAUGCUUGCUGGGCGCUUGGCCGCUUUAUUUCGUCAAAACCUAGUGUCAAGGCUAGGAUACAGCAACGCUCACAACUGGGACACGAACAAUCCGAAAAAAGCAUGGCAGAGUAUGCCGAAAACAACAUUCCAGCUCAGAUCUUUCUUCGUCCGCGUAUUCGUAGUCGCACAGCGUCAGUAGUUCGAGCUAGACGUACUCACUCACUGAUCACGCGGUGGCAUCGCAUGACAAUGGGACAAGAAGGAUUUGGAAAUGUGGAAGAGUUACUUCAGGAUCAUUUUGAUCCUUUGACAAAGUCGAUAUCUGAGCUAGAAAACUAUUCGUAUCAACUUUUUGAAGCACUCGUGCUUAUCAAAACGUUUCGUAUCGAUGUCGUCACUCUUCGGAUGUUUAUUGGUGAGCUUGCUAGCAGAUACCGCGAUGUGCCUUACCACAAUUUCUACCACGGCUUUGAUGUAGCGCUAGCCUCAUAUACACUUAUGCGAUCGCCUGAAGUGCUGUCUGUAAUUAAGGAACUCGAGGCAUUAAGUCUUUUAAUCGCAGCAUUAGGACAUGAUGCAGAUCAUCCGGGCAAUGACAAUCAGUUUGAGGUUGAUUCGAGCUCUGAUCUCGCACUCUGCUAUAACGACAUUUCUGUCCUUGAAAACCAUCACGCAGCUACAACAUUUGCUGCACUUAAAGUACCGGGUUGUGAUAUUCUCCAAAGUUUAAGCUCUAGCGCUCGCGCAUCGGCACGUAUGAUCAUUAUUCGUAGUAUUCUUGGGACUGACAUGAAACAUCACACAAAGUUGCUGUCGGAAUUGACUGCUGUGAGCUCUAUCCACGAGUUUGAAGCUGUACCUGAAGGUCGCCAACUCAUGCUUACUAUGAUCAUCCAUGGUGCUGAUCUACACUCAAUCGGACGACCUUUAUCACUAGCACUCAAGUGGGUUGAGCGCGUAUGUACUGAAUUUACACAACAGGCGACACGCUCGGCCGAAUCAGGUCUCGAUGUGUCUCCCCAUUUGCUUAACUUGGAGGAUGAAGCCACGCGAUGUCGUCUCCAAAUGAAUUUUAUUGACUACCUCGUCGCACCGUUAUGGACUUCCAUUAGUAACCUCAUUCCAGCUGCCAAACAUACUUUGGAUAACCUGAAGCUCAAUCGACUUUACUUUAGUGAGCAAGCUAUGCUGCUUAAUGCCAAACAUUCUGGCUGA
This is a messenger RNA of Plasmopara halstedii, 3501 nucleotides long. RefSeq names its product 3 5-cyclic nucleotide. The coding region runs from base 1 to 3501 and encodes 1166 amino acids. The transcript is spliced from 2 exons. Gene Ontology annotation, biological process: signal transduction. Gene Ontology annotation, molecular function: protein binding; 3',5'-cyclic-nucleotide phosphodiesterase activity. The record is from RefSeq and is a predicted model, not a curated record. NCBI's taxonomy places the organism in Eukaryota, Oomycota, Peronosporomycetes, Peronosporales, Peronosporaceae.